AUAAACAUUUGCUCAACCUAUGCAAAAUGUGAUUGAUUGUUCAUUUUUGUUUAGGUAUCUACGGCUUAUUGUCGUGGAAGCCCUACGAUUAUAUCCACAGCCUCCGUUGCUCAUCAGACGGUCUCUGAAACCCGAUAGGUUACCGAGUGGCUAUAAUGGCGAUAAAGACGGGUACUCAAUUCCAGCCGGGACGGACUUGUUCAUCUCUGUGUAUAAUCUCCACAGGUCUCCGUAUUUCUGGGACAACCCUAAUGACUUCGAGCCGGAGAGGUUUCAGGUGCAAAAGCCGAGCCAAGUUGAUGGUUGGGCCGGUUUUGAUCCAUCCCGUAGCCCCGGGGCGUUGUAUCCUAAUGAGAUCAUUGCGGAUUUCGCCUUCUUGCCCUUCGGAGGAGGGCCGAGAAAAUGCGUCGGGGACCAAUUCGCCCUCAUGGAGUCGACCGUGGCGCUGGCGGCGUUACUACAGAAGUUCGACGUAAACCUACGAGGAUCGCCGGAAUCCGUCGAACUAGUUACCGGAGCCACUAUCCACACCAAGAGCGGAAUGUGGUGCCAGCUGAAGAAGAGGUUGUUGACUGCUAAUUGAUUGUUGUAAUUAUAGAUUAGCAACUAUAAAAUGAAACAAUUAUUUCAUGCAAUUUUCCCAAAAUUAUGGGUAAAUAUCGAAAUCGAGCAUCAAAUUUUACUCAUGC
Messenger RNA from Salvia miltiorrhiza (redroot sage), 689 nucleotides. Its product is annotated as cytochrome P450 97B2, chloroplastic-like. The record is from RefSeq and is a predicted model, not a curated record. The coding region runs from base 20 to 583 and encodes 187 amino acids. The transcript is spliced from 4 exons. Gene Ontology annotation, cellular component: chloroplast. NCBI's taxonomy places the organism in Eukaryota, Viridiplantae, Streptophyta, Magnoliopsida, Lamiales, Lamiaceae. Gene Ontology annotation, molecular function: iron ion binding; monooxygenase activity; heme binding.